AUGCUCUACGAACUCGUUGGAAUCGCAUCGGUGACUCCGGCACACGCGGCCGCCAAGCAGGCCGUCACCCAGAUCGGCCGAAUGAUCAUCGGCAACAGAGGCGUGGUCCGCCUCAUUGAGUGCUGGCGAUUCAAGCCCCUGCCCCAGAUCAUGAAGGCCCAGCAGAAGAGCUACGUGGUCGGCGACUACUUCUACAUGAAGUUCGACUGUUCUCCCGGAGCCCAGGGCGAAAUCAUGCGAGCUGUCCAGGCUGACCCCCGUUUGAUUCGAACCUUUUGCGUCAAGCUGAAUGAGAAAUCCAGCAAAACCCUCAUCUAG
Yarrowia lipolytica CLIB122 is the source of this 318-nucleotide messenger RNA. RefSeq names its product mitochondrial 37S ribosomal protein bS6m. Gene Ontology annotation, molecular function: structural constituent of ribosome; small ribosomal subunit rRNA binding. The record is from RefSeq and is a predicted model, not a curated record. NCBI's taxonomy places the organism in Eukaryota, Fungi, Ascomycota, Dipodascomycetes, Dipodascales. Gene Ontology annotation, biological process: translation. Gene Ontology annotation, cellular component: mitochondrial small ribosomal subunit; ribosome.